AUGAACUGUCCAAUAUGCAAGGAAAGAAUUGAACGCAAUAGUGCAAAUAAAAUUUACUGUUGUGAUUGCAAAAACUAUUUUCACUGCAAAUGUGUUAAUAUCAAAGCUGCUGAUAUUGAGUUUUUCAAGGCAAACAAUAAGAAAUAUCGUUGUGACAAGUGCAGUGCUAUGCGCAGGAAAACAUUACAACAACCAACAACAAUUCUAACUCAGAUAGCGGACAGCCUAAGCCAACAACUAAAUACAUCUACUGCCAGUAAAAAACAAAGUGUUUCUCUUGAACACAUGCGAACAUCUGAGAAUAAAGUCGGGCAUUCGGUAAGUCAACGCUCCGGUGAGCAGCGCAAAGCAGUAAACGUAGCAGAACAAGGAGGUAAUGUUCAACUGCAAGAGCAGCACAAAGCAACAAAUGAUAACGAAAAUGAUAAAAUAACUCUUCAGCUCUUAUACGAAGAGAUAAUAAACCUUAAACAAAUAAACAUUGACUUUCUCAGUUCAAUACAACAACUGAAGGAAGAAAACAACGAAUUGAGGGUGAAGGUAUCUAAGCUUGAAAGUAAGCUAAAUUGGAGAGAACAAAAGCUACUAGAAAAUUCCAUUGAAAUUGUAGGAGUGCCGAACGUUAAUCACGAAAAUGCAAAAGAGUGUUUAAGCAAAAUUUUCAGUGAUGCAUUAAAUGUGAUGGUAUCGAAUGAUGAAAUUGAGAAGUUUAACAUCAAACGCAUGAAUUUGAGGGGAUAUUCACCAUCGAAAGUCAGCUUUAAAAAUAUUAUUUGCGUAAAGCUCGCAUCGGCAGAAAGCAAAAAGAAGAUCAUGACGGCCAAACGAACGGCAAGGAAGAAUCUAAACACGUCAAUAUUUUCCGAUGUUAACAAUAAAAACAUUUACAUUAAUAAUUGCCUUACUAACUACAACAAAGCUUUGUUUUUGGCAGCGACUAAGCAUUUAAUAAUUUAUAAUAAAUGA
Messenger RNA from Rhagoletis zephyria (snowberry fruit fly), 966 nucleotides. RefSeq lists its product as uncharacterized. NCBI's taxonomy places the organism in Eukaryota, Metazoa, Arthropoda, Insecta, Diptera, Tephritidae. The record is from RefSeq and is a predicted model, not a curated record.